Molecule: messenger RNA, 1201 nt
Organism: Ichthyophthirius multifiliis
Lineage: Eukaryota; Ciliophora; Oligohymenophorea; Hymenostomatida
Exons: 1
Source: RefSeq, a predicted model, not a curated record
AAAAAAUGUAUUUUUUAAUAAUUCAAUUAACAAUAGUGAUUCCCGUAAUAUUAUCUUAAAGAUGUUUUGAAAACGUAAAAUUAGGAACAUCAGAGUUUUAAUUAUCUCAAUAAAUAAAAGAAUAAAUAUUAAAGAAUUAAAAAUUUGAUUAAAAAUGUUUAGAAAUAUUAAUAUAAAGAGGAUUUUAUAAAUCAGCUUUAGUUCUUUUUGAAGAUUAUUUUAUGACAAACAAAAUAGAUUUACAUGAAAAUAUGCACAAGCUAACAUCUAAUCAUAAAAGAGAUUUAGACAAAUUUUUGGCACUUCUUUGGAGUUCUCGUUAAUAAGUAUAACAAGUUGAACCAUUCUUUAAAUGGGCAUAAAAUUAAAAUAAUAUAUUUUUACACAUAAAGCUUAGUAUGAGAAGUGAUUCACCAGCAUGUUUACAUUGUAAAUUAGAUAAUUUCGAAUUAACAAAUUCCACACUUUAUAUGAGUUCUUCUGGGAUUUUUUCUACAUUAACCUGUUAAAUUUAUUCUAAAUCUUACACUUUUUUAAUAAAUAGAUCCAUAAAAAUCCUCUUGGAAAGAAGACUCUGUUGGUACUAUUUUUAUUAACUUAGUCAAAGUUUUUGAAAAAGAAAAUGAUUUUGAUACUAAUGAAAAUUCUUUAGAUUAUAAAAAUAAUACUGUUGAAAAUUUAAAUAAUACUACAAAUAAUAACAUUAUUGAUUUUACUAAUCAUAAUAUUAAUGAUAUUAUCAAAAAUUCAUUAAAUAAUACUGACAAUAAUAAUAGCACUUAAAUUAAUAGUAAUGAUAAAAAAAUUGCUGAGGAUGAAAAAUUAGAUGAAGAAGAAGAAGAAAAAAUAAAAAGAAGAAGAAGAAGAAAGAAAAAAAAAAGAAGAAGAAAAUAUAUAAUUUUAAAUAAAGUCUAAAAAAAUAUGGUUAAGAUUAGAAAAAAAUGAAAGGAACAUUCCUAUUUGGUGGGAUAUGAAAGAUAAACAUAAAGAUGAUAUGAAUAUUUGGGAAAAGUUAUGUGAUAGAGAAAAAGAAAAUAAAAAGUUGAAAAUAAAGUAAGAGAAAAAAGAUAAUAAAGAAGAUAUUAAUAAAAAUAAAAGAGAAAUUGAAGAAUAAAAAAAGCAAAAAGAUGAAUAAUAAAAAAUAGUUGACGAAUAAAAUUAAUAAAAAGUAAAUUAGUAAAAUCAAAAGAAUGAUCUUUGA